Molecule: messenger RNA, 2701 nt
Organism: Drosophila bipectinata
Lineage: Eukaryota; Metazoa; Arthropoda; Insecta; Diptera; Drosophilidae
Gene: Mtpalpha
Product: monolysocardiolipin acyltransferase Mtpalpha
Biological process (GO): fatty acid beta-oxidation
Cellular component (GO): mitochondrial fatty acid beta-oxidation multienzyme complex; mitochondrion
Molecular function (GO): NAD+ binding; (3S)-3-hydroxyacyl-CoA dehydrogenase (NAD+) activity; enoyl-CoA hydratase activity
Source: RefSeq, a predicted model, not a curated record
AAAACUAUAUAACUUGCCACUGUGCGCAACAAGUCGAAUUGCCGCAUAGUUUUUUUUAGCAGUUGCAGAUUCGCGAACACAUAACACAGUCCCCAGAACAAAGUUCUUCCAAAAUCCACAUAAAAUAGAAUAAUAGUUAAGCAUAAAGUGAACUUCGAACAAAUUUAAAGGCUGUGCAAUGUCGGCAACCAGAUUUCUGAGUGCAGUUGGACAAAUAUCCCGGCAGCAGUUGUUGCAGAAUAAGUGCACCAGAGCCCUGCCCGUUUCGAGCCAGCUGCUCCUCCAGCAGCACCGCCGCCUCAUGUCCACCAACCCCGCUCCCGCUGUGGCCGCUGCCAACAAACAUCUGCACACCAAGGUGGUUAACGGUGUCCUGGUCAUCCGGUUCGACUCCCCCAACGCCAAGGUCAACUCCCUGGGCAGCGAGGUCAGCAAUGAGUUCGAACGCGUCAUCAAGGAUCUGGAAACGAACCCCGCCGUCAACUCGGCGGUGCUCAUCUCCGGCAAGCUGGGAUGCUUUGUGGCUGGAGCCGAUAUCGGUAUGCUGGAGAACUGCCAGACAGCGGAGGAGGCCACCCUGAUCUCCCACGGGGCUCAGCUGAUGUUCGACCGCAUGGAACGCAGCCGGAAGCCCAUUGUGGCCGCCAUCAACGGCGUCUGCCUGGGCGGUGGUCUGGAGCUGGCCCUGGCCUGCCACUACCGCAUCGCCACCAAGGACAGCAAGACCAAGCUGGGCUUGCCGGAGGUCAUGCUGGGUCUCCUGCCCGGCGGUGGCGGCACUGUGCGUCUGCCCAAGCUCACCUCCGUGCCCACGGCCCUGGAUCUGGAGCUGACCGGCAAGCAGGUGCGCGCCGACCGUGCCAAGCGACUGGGCAUUGUUGAUCUGCUGGUGGAUCCCCUCGGACCUGGACUCCAGCCGGCCGAGCAGAACACCAUCGAGUAUCUGGAGAAGACUGCCGUGCAGGUGGCCAGUGACCUGGCCAGCGGAAAGAUCCGCGUUAACCGCGAGAAGACCGGCCUGGUCAACAAGAUCCAGUCCUUUGUGAUGGAAACCGAUUUCGUGAAGAACAAGAUCUUCGACACGGCCAGGAAGCAGGUCCUGAAAGCCUCCAAUGGACUCUAUCCCGCUCCCCUCAAGAUCCUCGAUGUGGUGCGAGCUGGCGUGGACAAGGGCUCCGAGGCGGGCUAUGAGGCCGAGCGCAAGGGCUUCGGUGAGCUGUCUGCCACGCCCGAGUCCAAGGGCCUGAUCGCCCUUUUCCGUGGCCAGACGGAGUGCAAGAAGAACCGCUUCGGCAAGCCAGAGCGGCAGGUCAAGACUGUCGGUGUCCUGGGUGCUGGCCUGAUGGGCGCCGGCAUCGUCCAGGUGUCCGUCGACAAGGGCUACCAGGUGGUGAUGAAGGACGCCACCGAAGCCGGCCUGGGCCGCGGCAUCGGUCAGGUGCAGAAGGGUCUGGAGACCGCUGUGAAGCGCAAGCGAAUCUCGGCCCUGGAACGCGACCAGACCCUGGCUAACCUCCGACCCACCCUGGACUACAGCGACUUCAAGAACGCGGACAUCAUCAUUGAGGCCGUGUUCGAAGACAUUAAGAUUAAGCACAAGGUGAUCAAGGAGCUGGAGGCUGUGGUGCCCGAGCACUGCAUCAUUGCCACCAACACCAGCGCCAUUCCCAUCACAAAGAUUGCCGCCGGCAGCUCCCGUCCCGAGAAGGUUGUGGGCAUGCACUACUUCUCGCCCGUGGAUAAGAUGCAGCUGCUGGAGAUCAUCACCCACCCAGGCACCUCCAAGGACACCGUGGCCCAGGCCGUGGCUGUGGGCCUCAAGCAGGGCAAGGUCGUCAUCACCGUGGGCGAUGGUCCUGGUUUCUACACCACCCGCAUUCUGGCCACCAUGCUGUCGGAAGCCAUAAGACUGCUCCAGGAAGGCGUGGAUGCCAAGGAUCUCGACCAGUAUACCAAAAAGUUCGGCUUCCCCGUGGGUGCCGCCACCCUGGCCGAUGAGGUCGGCAUCGACGUGGGCUCCCACAUUGCCGUGGAUCUGGCCAAGGCCUUCGGCGACCGUUUCAGCGGCGGCAACCUGGAGGUGAUGAACGACCUGGUCCUGGCCGGCUUCCUGGGCCGCAAGUCUGGCAAGGGCAUUUUCCUCUACGAUGGCCAGUCGAAGGGCUCCCGUCCGAUCAACAACGACGCCCUGGAGAUUGUCAAACAGAAGUACUCCCUGGUCUCCAAGGGCGCCAACACACCCGAAGACCUGACCCUCCGCCUGGUGUCGCGUUUCGUCAACGAAGCUGUGCUCUGCCUGGAGGAGAAGAUCCUCGAUAGCCCACUCGAGGGAGAUGUGGGCGCUGUCUUCGGCCUGGGCUUCCCGCCAUUCUCCGGCGGACCCUUCCGCUGGGUCGAUCAAUACGGAGCCGGAAAGCUGGUCAGCAAGAUGCAGUCGUACGCCGAGCUCUACGGCGCUCCCUUCAAGCCCGCCCAGACCCUCCUGGACAUGGCCAAGGACCCAUCGAAGAAGUUCUACCCCAAGACUGGCUCCUCGAAAUUGUAGAUCCGAUCCGAUAUCAGCCAACGAUACUUAGCUUGUAGUUCGAAGACAGGGCGUGUCCCUGGGCAUUUCUCUUGUAGUGGGCAUAGCCCCCCAUCCAGAACAUCCUCUGAAGAAGUCAUCCGAUUUCUUAAAAUAUUAAAUAUAUAGUUUGUCGUA